Messenger RNA from Dromiciops gliroides (monito del monte), 3993 nucleotides. It is a transcript of the gene TMEM132A, whose product is annotated as transmembrane protein 132A. The record is from RefSeq and is a predicted model, not a curated record. NCBI's taxonomy places the organism in Eukaryota, Metazoa, Chordata, Mammalia, Microbiotheria, Microbiotheriidae.
ACACACCUCCCCUCUCCAGAUGCUGCUCACACGCGUACACACGCGCGCACACACCUGCCUAGGGCAAACCUUCCCUUCCAGGUUCUCUCCUACACUCUGGCAUACUCGAGCACAACCUUUCCCCCCUCCCCCUAGCGCACACGCACGCACUCACACUCACACACGCACACCCCUCUCUCCCACGAUCUUGAGGCUCCCCAGGAUCUACGCCGCCCGCCAGAGACGCGGCUCCAAGCCUGGGGCUCUCAGGUCCCCUCCUUUCCCUGCCUCCCUCCCUCGAGUCAGUUUCCUCCCCACCCCGGCCCCGGUCUAUUUCCCUGCCCUGGAUCGGGGCCCCAGAGGGGCGGGGGCGGGAGGCCGGGAGGAGCCAGGACCCCAGGCCAGUGGCAGGGGCGGCAGUGCCGGGCGCUAAGACCCGGCGGGUCGGGGGCGGAGCGUCCCUGGCUGGGUCCCUCCCCCGCCGCCCGCCUGCUCAGGCUCCAUUGUCUGCUCGGCUUGGAGCAGUGGCGGCCCCGGGGCUGCGGGGCCAGGUGGGUAGCGCAGGCAUCGCGGUCGGGGCAUGCCUGGCGACCGGAGCGGCGCCCCUUGAAGCUUGUGCCGGGAGCAUGGGCGCCGGCAGCCCCCGAAACGCUCCUCCGCGGGGCCUCGGGCGUCCCGGGCUCGGCUGCAUCUGGGUAGCCCUGCUCGCUCUGAAGAUUGUGCGAGGGAGUGGGGACACUGAACCCCCUGACCCUAUCUACCUGCCAGCCACACUGGAACUCUUAGAUGUCCCAGAGUAUUUCCGCCUACAGCAGAUUGGCCGCUAUCCUCCUGCCAACUCCUCCCUGGGCUCCCGUUCUGAGACCUUCCUGCUCCUCCAGCCACGACCCAGAGCUCAGCCCCUCCUCCGGGCAUCCUACCCACCCUUCACUGCUCAGCAGGCUGUGCCAGCCCGGGCCACGGAGCCCAGUGGCCUGCUUGCCACCUGGGAUGUUCGGGCUGUGUCAGUGGAGACCGUGCUCACACCUGUGGAGCCCCAUGCCCGGGUGCUUUUCUACCUCAGAGGGCAAGACUGGCAGCCCGGCUCCCGAAAUCUGCCCUGUGCCCGGCUCCAUGCCAUCCACCCUCUGGGCACUGUACACCAGGCGUGUCGCUUCCAACCAUCCCUAGGAGCCUGCGUGGUAGAGAUAGAAGUCCCGCGGCACUGGUUCUCGAGCGUUGCCCCCACCAAGGCUGAACUGGCCUAUACCUUGGAGCCAGCAGUAGCGGACCCCGGGCAAUGUGCCCCCGCCGGGGAGGGGGUUGCCCCAGAUCGACCCCUCCCCGUGGGGUGGGUGGAGAUCCAGCAGGCCGAUCCCCCUCGCCUGCAAGAGGUGCCUUUGGACGAUGCUGUCCGCCUCCGAGUGUCCGAUGCUGCCGUGAGGCCUGGGCAGCCCUUCAACGCUACCAUCCUACUGAGGCAUAACUUUACUGAUAACUCCCUGACGCUCUGGAUCAAGGUCAAGAAGGGGCUCCACGUCACAGCCGCCCGGCCCGCUCACCCUUCCCUCUGGACGGCCAAACUGGAAAAGUUAAAAGGCUCCAAGCAUCACACGGUGCUCAUCACCUGCCAGGUCACCGGGCCUAAGUGGUCAGACACCAGCCCACCUGGAUUCUCAGAGUUCCUGUGGGUGGACUUUGCUGUGGAGAACGGCACAGGAGCCACAUUGUCCACCCGUCCUGUCACGUGGCAGCUGGAAUACCCAAGCCAGGUCGCCGAGGCCAAGAAGGAUAAGAUGGUGUGGGAGAUCCUGGUGUCCGAGCGGGAUGUCCGGGCCCUUGUCCCCAUGGCAAAGACCGAGGAGCUAGUGAACACCGCCCCCCUUACUGGCAUUCCCCGGAGGGUCCCCCUACGCCUGGUCACCGUGGAGGUGGGUGGAGCUGUGGUGGAGGUCACCGAGCAGGUGGGCUGUGAGUCGGCCAAUACUCAAGUCCUGCAGGUGUCAGAAGCCUGCAGUGAGGUGUUUGUGGAAGGCAAGGAGAGCCAGGGGGCCCGGGGGGUUCAGAUAGACUUCUGGUGGCGCCGGCUCCGGGCCUCACUCCGGGUCACUGUGUGGGCCCCGCUGUUGCCACUGAGAAUCGAGAUGACAGACACCACCCUGGAGCAAGUCCGAGGCUGGAGGGUCCCUGGGCCGGCCAAUGGUGCCCCCACCGAGCCUGAGGAAGGAGGCGAGGAGGCCGACCGGCGGGCCCGGAGCUGCCGGCUGCAAUACCAGCGUGCUGGUGUCCGGUUCCUCGUUCCUUUCGUUGCCCAUCCUCAGGACGGAGGCCGCCAUCUUACUUAUCUCCUGGGCCCUGACUGGCUGCUGGACGUGUCUCACCUCGUGGGACCCCAUGCCCGUGUCCAAGACCCUCGAGUGGCUACUCUGGAGGGUGGCAGAACACUGGUUGGACGGGAGCCAGGGGUUACUUCCUUGGAGGUCCGCUCACCACUAUCUGACUCCAUCCUUGGAGAACAGACUCUGUCUGUGACAGACGAAAAGGUCUCUGUGCUGGAGCUUCGGGCACAGCCGGUGAUGAGUAUCUCGCUGGCGCUGAGCCGGGGCACCGCCCACCCUGGAGAGAUCACCGCAACAUGUUGGGCACACACAGCUCCACCCAGCUUGAAACAGGAGGUGGCCUUCUCCCUGUGGUUGGCCUUCUCGGACCACACCCUGGCUCCAGCAGAGCUGUUUGAGCCCAAGGACUUGGCCCUGUCCGUUUCCACUGAGGAGCCAGGAGCCUUCUCCUCGACAGCCCCCAGCAAGGAGCGAGGGGACUUCUUUGGGGGGCUGGUGAGUGGAGGGGCUGACGAGGGUAUGCCCCUGCAGGUGGGUCUGCACUCCCCAGAGUCCUGCCGCCGGGGCAAACACCGGCCCCCGCUGGCCUCGGCCACAGCCUGGCUGGGGGUACCCCCGGCGCCCCCUCGGCAGCACGAACAGGCUCCCCCAAUUGCCUCUGCUCCCCCGGUCACUGAGAGCACUGGGGGAGCGGGGAGGCAUCGGGGCGCAGGGGGAGAGGGGGGACUGAGGAGCAAGUUUGAGCGUCCUGAGGACCUAGGGGAAGAGCGGGAGGAGGAGGGGGAGGAGGAGCAGGAGGAGGAGGGGGAGGAGAUGGUGAGGGCCCCUCAGAGGGUGACGGACCUGGAGCUGGGCCUCUACGCCCUGCUCAGCAUCUUCUGCCUGGCCAUCCUCAUCUUCCUUGUCAACGGCGUGGUCUUUGUGCUGCGGUACCAGCGCAAGGAGCCCCCUGAUGCCCCAGCCUCUGGGGGCCCCACUUCCCCCCAGCCCCACAACUGGGUCUGGCUGGGGACGGAUCAGGAGGAGCUGAGCCGGCAGCUGGAUCGGCGACCGCCUCGGGAGGAGAGGCCCCCAAGCCCGGCCCCUCCCACCUCGGGGGAGGGGGGCUGCCACUGUGAAGGGGGGGGAGGAGGAGGAAGCAGCCCGGACCCUACCCCACCCCUGGGGGCAACCCUGCCACGGAAGGAGCCAGGGGGCCGAAGGAAGCGGGUGGAGUUUGUGACCUUUGCGGCGGCGCCCCCAGCCCGGCCCCCCGAGGAGCCCCCGGCCCCCGCGGUGCAGUCUAUUCUGGUGGCUGGGGAGGAUGACAUCCGCUGGGUGUGCGAGGACAUGGGGCUAAGGGACCCUGAUGAGCUGAGAAGCUACAUGGAGAGGAUCCGGGGCAGCUCCUGACGUCCAGCCCCUCCCCCUUCGCCUAGGGACGUUGGGCCCCAAGUCCUGGGGGUUGGGGUCAGAGAAGGCCCUUCCCCAGCGUCAGAUGUUUCUCUUGUGGUAUGAUCUAAGUCCUCCCGUCUCCCUGCCUGCCACCCCCACCCCCGCAAGGUCCCAGCCCCCCACUCCUUCCUGUUCCCCCAAUCGCCCCCCCUCAUUGCCAUGGGGUGAGGAAGGGCUGGGGUCCGUUAUUUAUGACAAAUGUUUUAUUCUUACGUUGGGUACAAAAUAAAAUGGAAAGGGAAUCGGAGCCCUGAGGUGGCAA